Messenger RNA from Rana temporaria (common frog), 1892 nucleotides. Its product is annotated as gastrula zinc finger protein XlCGF57.1-like. The transcript has 5 exons. The record is from RefSeq and is a predicted model, not a curated record. Lineage: Eukaryota; Metazoa; Chordata; Amphibia; Anura; Ranidae. Bases 202 to 1479 code for a protein of 425 amino acids.
UCACCGGAUGGAUCCAGUAAUGGGAACCCACCAGAGAGAUGUCCCCGUCCUCUGUAUGCCCGGGAUUCCACACAGGAGGGUCACAUUAUCCCUCACCCUCAUCAGGGUGAUGACCUUAUUUGUAUCAAAGUUGAUUUUAAAGAGGAGGAGGAGGAAGAUGAAGAAUUAGAAACAACGACUUUUGUGGUGGGUGAUCAGUCUAUGGAGGAGGAUGACACCAAGCAGGAGGACUCUUCUCUAGAAAUUGGAAGAGAUGGAACCUAUCUCCGGGAUGCUUUGGAAGGAGAUCCUGAAUUUUCGUCAGAUCUGGAAGAUAAUGACGCAGCACAGAGUUCCCCAGGAACAUAUUCCAAUGCUCGGAAUACAGAUCCAUCCGGUUCCAAGGAUUCUUCUACAAGCCGCGCAGCUCACACAGGGAGUGGAAAAUCUUUCACUGAGAAAAAACCACAGAAGAGAAAUCACAACGGUGAGCGUCCUUAUCCAUGUACAGAGUGCGGCAAAUGUUUCAUUCACAAAGGAGACCUUUAUAGACACCAGAGACUUCACUCGGGUGAGCGCCCUUUUUCGUGUUCACAGUGCGAGAAAACUUUUGUCGAGAGAACCGGACUUGUUAUACACCAGAGAAGUCACACAGGUGAGCGCCCAUUUCCAUGUUUACAGUGCGGGAAAUGCUUCACUCAAAAAUCACAUCUUCGGACCCACCAGAGAGUUCACACAGGUGAACGUCCUUUUUCAUGCUCGGAUUGCGGGAAAUGUUUCACUGGAAAAGAAAAGCUUCUAAACCAUCAGAGACUUCACACUGGCGAGCAUCCUUUUGCGUGUUCUGAGUGCGGGAAACGCUUUGUGACGAAAGGAAGCCUUCUUAGACAUCAGAGAACACACUCCGGUGAGAAUUUUUUUUCAUGUUCAGAAUGUGAGAAGAAAUUUGUAGAGAAAUCCUCACUUAUUAUACACGAGAGAAUUCACACGGGCGACUAUCCUUUCCCAUGUCUAGUGUGCGGGAAACGUUUCAAUAAGAAAGUAUACCUUCACACACACGAGAGAAGUCACACGGGGGAGCGUCCUUACUCGUGCUCAGAUUGCGGAAAAGGUUUCACGCAGAAAGGAAACCUUGUUAACCACCAAAGAAUUCACACAGGAGAACGUCCUUUUUUAUGUAAAGAGUGUGGGAAAACGUUCACAUUUAAAAGUCACCUUCUGUUACAUCAUAUAACUCACACCGGUGCCCAUCCCUUUUCCUGCAAAGAGUGCGGGAAGAGUUUUUCAGAGAAAGGAAAACUUAUUAUACACCAAAGAAUGCACACAGGCGAGCGUCCUUUUUGUUGUCCAGAGUGUGGGAAAGGUUUCACCCAGAAAACGGUCCUUAAUACGCACCAGAGAAUUCACACUCGUGAGCAUCCUUUUAAGUGUUCGAAGUGCGAGAAAUGUUUCACGCAAAAGGGAAAUCUGCUGAGACAUCAGAGAAAAUACACACACUGAUGCUGGUGACGAAUGAUGGCCUUUAUCCGAUCAAAUUGUCCAGUCCCUACAAAUAGGGGCCCUCACCGUGUCUGAGGGAUGGAGGAGGACCCAGAGACUCAUCACUCUGCCUUCAUCUGUGUUCCUGACUCUUAAGACACAUCCUGAGAUUAGAAUUUAAGCCAUUAACAAUGUCGUGGAGAUGCUGACCGUAGAGGUGAGCGGUGUCGGGAAUUCUGGGACAUUAUCCAGGAACAGACAAGGGAUGUGUCUGGAUGGUGACUGUAUCAUUGUGUGUCAAGAUGUCUCUAACGUCUCCAUGGAGGAGUGGGAUCCUCUUCUAAAAUGUUCUAUUUCUUGUAAAUUCAAGUGUUGAUGUGUUCCCAUUCCUCUGUUGCAUACCGUAUUAUAUCAAAUAAAGUAAACUAAAAUCA